This is a messenger RNA of Brassica napus (rape), 1432 nucleotides long. RefSeq names its product lipid phosphate phosphatase 2. Gene Ontology annotation, molecular function: phosphatidate phosphatase activity. The coding region runs from base 232 to 1179 and encodes 315 amino acids. The transcript has 8 exons. NCBI's taxonomy places the organism in Eukaryota, Viridiplantae, Streptophyta, Magnoliopsida, Brassicales, Brassicaceae. The record is from RefSeq and is a predicted model, not a curated record. Gene Ontology annotation, biological process: phospholipid metabolic process.
AAAGGCACAAUAAAGGUAAAGCAGAAGUAGCUUUUUCUUUAUGGACCAAACCCUUCAUCUUUCCCUUUCCUUUGAGUUUCCCCGAGAGAAACUCCUCAGAGAUUCUCCGUUACCCGCUUCCUCCAUUCCUAUUCACGCAACACACAGUGAGUAGAUACGUUUUCCCCUGCUGCGCUUAUCAUCAUCAUCUCUAACGCCAAAAGUGCUUCUCUUGUGGGUUUAUAGAUAAGCAUGCCCGAAAUUCAGUUAGGUGCUCACACGAUAAGAUCCCAUGGAGUCGCGGUGGCAAGGUUCCACAUGCAUGACUGGCUUAUCCUUGUGCUGCUUAUAGUUAUUGAAGUUGUUUUGAAUGUAAUCGAACCCUUUCACCGUUUUGUUGGAGAGGAUAUGCUCACUGAUCUCAGAUACCCUCUUCAAGACAACACAGUUCCUUUCUGGGCUGUCCCGUUGAUAGCAGUUGUGCUCCCAUUUGCUGUCAUUUCUGUUUACUACUUCAUCAGAAGAGAUGUUUAUGACCUUCAUCAUGCAAUAUUAGGUUUGUUGUUCUCUGUACUCAUAACCGGUGUCAUAACCGAUGCUAUUAAGGACGCUGUAGGCCGGCCUCGUCCUGACUUCUUUUGGCGUUGUUUCCCUGAUGGUAGAGGGUUCUUUCACAAUGUCACAAGGGAUGUUCUGUGUACUGGAGAUAAAGACGUGGUCAAAGAAGGACACAAGAGCUUCCCUAGCGGCCACACGUCUUGGUCGUUUGCUGGGCUAGGCUUUCUAGCGUUGUACUUGUCUGGGAAAAUCAGAGUGUUUGACCAGAGAGGGCAUGUGGCAAAGCUCUGCAUUGUGUUCCUACCUCUACUGGUUGCAGCUUUGGUUGGUGUAUCACGAGUUGAUGACUAUUGGCAUCACUGGCAAGAUGUGUUUGGUGGAGCUAUCAUAGGAUUAACGGUGGCCUCGUUUUGUUAUCUACAAUUCUUUCCACCUCCUUAUGAUCCAGACGGUUGGGGACCUCAUGCGUACUUUCAGAUGCUGGCAGACUCCAGAAACGUUGUCCAAAACUCUGCAGGAAUGAACAAUCUAAGCGUGAGGCAAGCUGAGCUGCAGAAUGUGUACGUUGAUCAACAAGGGACUUCCAUGGAGAUAUCUAGAAGCAACACGCGGGACACCACAAGAACGCUAGAGAGCUGUUAGAGUGUUUUGUAGUCGUUAUUAGUCUUUUGGUGUGUGCUUCUGUUUGAUAUUCUUGGGUAGGCAUCUAACUAAAAGGCCAAAUAGCUCGCAGUUAAAAGAAAAACAGCCUCGGACCAAUUAAAUGGCCAUUAGCUAAAUAGAGGGAGUAGAGAGCCUAAAAGGGAGAGAUAUAUAUAAACGCUAGCAAGAGAGCUUGAAACACUGACUUGGUUAGUGUAAACAGCCUAAUGCUCUGGCCAGCUUCUUGUGGACA